Pseudonaja textilis is the source of this 1059-nucleotide messenger RNA. RefSeq names its product Wnt family member 3A (gene WNT3A). Gene Ontology annotation, biological process: neuron differentiation; canonical Wnt signaling pathway; cell fate commitment. Lineage: Eukaryota; Metazoa; Chordata; Lepidosauria; Squamata; Elapidae. Gene Ontology annotation, cellular component: extracellular region. The record is from RefSeq and is a predicted model, not a curated record. Gene Ontology annotation, molecular function: cytokine activity; frizzled binding.
AUGUUCUUUCUGGGAUAUUUGCUGUUCAUUGGCGGAAUGACCCAGGUUCUUUCGAGUUAUCCCAUCUGGUGGUCCUUGGCUAUCGGUCAUCAGUACUCCUCACUGGGAACUCAGCCCAUCCUCUGUGGGAGCAUUCCUGGCCUAGUACCCAAGCAGCUUCGAUUCUGCAGGAACUACGUCCAGAUUAUGCCCAGCGUGGCCGAAGGAGUGAAGAUUGGCAUUCAGGAAUGCCAGCACCAGUUUCGUGGAAGGAGGUGGAACUGCACCACCGUCAAUGACAGUUUGGCCAUCUUUGGACCGGUGUUAGACAAAGCCACCCGGGAAUCGGCCUUCGUCCAUGCCAUCGCGUCAGCCGGCGUGGCUUUCGCUGUCACCCGAUCCUGCGCAGAAGGAUCCUCCACCAUCUGUGGCUGCGACAGCCGUCACAAAGGUCCCCCUGGAGAGGGGUGGAAAUGGGGCGGCUGCAGUGAGGAUGUGGAGUUUGGCAGCAUGGUGUCGCGGGAAUUUGCGGACGCACGAGAGAACCGGCCGGAUGCUCGCUCGGCCAUGAACAGGCACAACAACGAAGCAGGACGGACGUCCAUCAUAGACCACAUGCAUCUCAAAUGCAAGUGCCACGGCCUGUCUGGCAGCUGUGAGGUCAAAACCUGCUGGUGGUCUCAACCAGACUUCCGGGUCAUCGGCGACUACCUUAAAGAUAAGUACGACAGUGCUUCUGAGAUGGUGGUGGAGAAACACCGAGAGUCCCGCGGCUGGGUUGAAACCCUGCGCCCCAAGUAUAAUUUCUUCAAAGCGCCCACGGAGAGAGACCUGGUCUACUACGAAAACUCCCCCAAUUUUUGCGAGCCCAACCCUGAAACCGGCUCAUUCGGCACCCGCGACCGAAUAUGCAACAUCACCUCGCACGGCAUCGAUGGCUGUGACCUGCUGUGUUGCGGCCGCGGACACAACACGAGGACUGAGAAGAGGAAGGAGAAGUGCCAUUGUAUCUUCCACUGGUGCUGCUAUGUCAGCUGCCAGGAAUGUAUAAGGAUCUACGACGUUCACACGUGCAAGUAA